AUUGUUUAAAGUGGUUUAUUAUAAAAGCUGCUCAUUAAGAGUAUAGAACAUAGUUUUUUCGACCUUCGAAUAAACAAUAUUAAACAUGUCUCCAUACACCGUGUUGGUCCUCUGCAUCCAGAUUUGCCUGAUCCAGUCAGUGAUGAGCCAGCGCUGCUGCGGCUCUGGAUCCAGCAGCUACGGUUCCAGCUCCGGCAGCAGCUGCGGCUCGUACGGCGGGCAGGGCUGCGGACAGGUGGGCGCGGCCGGCACCAUCGACGCGUGCGGCACCACCUGCGUCACCGGCGCCGUGCCCGUGCUCGGCUCCGUCUGCUUCGGCGGCUGCGCGCCCGCCUGCGGUUCCGUCUCUAUUUGUGGACAGUGCGGAUGCGGAUGCAACUAAAUAGUUGUACCACUUACACUUCAACAAAAAAAUAAACGCUUGGUGACUAA
Messenger RNA from Cydia pomonella (codling moth), 432 nucleotides. RefSeq names its product chorion class high-cysteine HCA protein 12-like. The record is from RefSeq and is a predicted model, not a curated record. Bases 86 to 382 code for a protein of 98 amino acids. NCBI's taxonomy places the organism in Eukaryota, Metazoa, Arthropoda, Insecta, Lepidoptera, Tortricidae. The transcript has 2 exons.